AAAGAACUUUCCUAUUAUAAAGUAGUUGUCAAAAACUUGUAACUUAGACCAACCCCCAUUAAUAAUAUGCUUUCCUCAUUUAACCCACAUAAUCUAAUCACCCCUUUUUCCUCUCUCUCUCCCCAUGGAUUCGAUACUCCCUACCAGUAAUCCAUAAACCCUCAAGAAAACCGAAACAAUUACAAGAACCCAUUUGAGAAAGUCAGACACUGGUAAAAGAAUAGGAAAUUGAGAAAAAACAGUUCUUUUGGGUUUGAUUGUUGUUGUUAUUGGAGUAUGUAUAGAUCUGGAGCUGUGAUGGCUUGGAAUGUGUUCAAGUUCUGUACGGCCCUGAGGGGUCUGGGCUCGAUCAUGAUCUUGUUGGUCCUCGGCGUAGUCGGUGUCUCAUAUUAUGCCGUCGUUGUUUCCAAUUACGGUCCGACGUUGACCGACGGUGGCUUUGAUUGCCUCACUGCACUUGCCGUCUUGAUCUUGUUUCAUUGUCUGUUAGUGAUGCUAUUAUGGAGUUAUUUUUCUGUGGUUUUUACGGAUCCUGGUAGUGUACCACCAAAUUGGAAGCCAAUUAGAGAUCAGGAGAUAGGCGAUACUGAUCCAUUGACUGUGUCAGAAUUUGUUGCCUUGCAAGCUGACCAAGGUAACCCAAGAAUUCGAAUGUGUCGGAAGUGUAACCAGCUGAAGCCACCUCGAUGCCAUCAUUGUUCUGUUUGCGGGAGAUGUGUGCUAAAGAUGGACCAUCAUUGUGUGUGGGUUGUCAAUUGUGUUGGGGCACUUAACUACAAGUAUUUUCUUCUUUUUCUGUUUUACACAUUUCUUGAGACCAGUCUUGUGACUUUAUCAUUGCUACCACAUUUUAUAGCAUUCUUUAGUGAUGGAGAGAUACCUGGGACGCCAGGCACCCUUGCAACCACUUUUCUUGCCUUUGUCUUGAACCUGGCUUUUGCGUUGAGUGUUUUGGGGUUUCUGGUUAUGCACAUAUCGCUGGUGGCCGCAAAUACCACCACGAUUGAGGCGUAUGAGAAGAAGACCACACCAAAAUGGCGAUAUGACCUUGGUCGGAAGAGGAACUUUGAACAGGUGUUUGGGACAGACAAGCGAUACUGGUUCAUCCCAGCUUAUUCUGAAGAGGAUUUACGUAGAAUGCCCGCCCUUCAGGGUCUUGAAUAUCCUUCAAAGCCUGACUUGGAUGCCCAAGAGUUCUGAGUAUCAUUAACAAGUUGACAUCACGUUUGGAACUUGGACGCAUCCUUUUUCCAACAGCUAUUCUGAAGUCCUCCACAGAGUUUUUGUUUACUCUUCAAUUAGUUUCGACAGGUCUUAACUAACUUGGGCUUGGGAUCCACUAUUCCCACCAGAAUCUCGUAACAAAAAAGAAAGAGAGAUUAAUGCAUCGAACAGGUUGGGCAGAAGCUGGGUGGAUUGCAUAGUGUUGGGAUGGGUCGUUGGUGGGCUGAUAUUACUUCGUGUUUUGGUUAUCGAUUCGGGUAUUGGGUGCUGUAAGAUAAGAAAUGCUCUGAUGUUUCAUUUAGGUUUUACAUACUUCACCAGAAAUGUAGAUUAAACUCUAUCCCACGUAACAAUUGUGUAUGUUUGGAAUAUAUAUAUUUUUGAAAUGCUUCUCAGACCGUAAUUGUGUAGAUUUUAUUACGAAAAGAUGGUGUCACUGGAAGUUUCU
Messenger RNA from Ilex paraguariensis (yerba mate), 1672 nucleotides. The record is from the annotation of a GenBank genome assembly. Lineage: Eukaryota; Viridiplantae; Streptophyta; Magnoliopsida; Aquifoliales; Aquifoliaceae.